This is a messenger RNA of Leguminivora glycinivorella, 1335 nucleotides long. Its product is annotated as serine/threonine-protein kinase fray2-like. Lineage: Eukaryota; Metazoa; Arthropoda; Insecta; Lepidoptera; Tortricidae. Bases 55 to 1317 code for a protein of 420 amino acids. The record is from RefSeq and is a predicted model, not a curated record. The transcript is spliced from 6 exons.
GUCACUUCCUUGAUGUGAUGAUAACAAAAUUGUUUUCAGUAUUUAUAACAAGAAAUGCAGUGCAAUUCAGGCCAAUCUGUGAUUGACGUUGAAAAACGCCGUGCUGAACUUUCAGAACUUAGUUCCUACAUACAAACAGUGGAUAAUGAUGUAACUAUGAUUCUGCAAAGUUUGCAAUGGGAUCGUAAACACUUGAUCGAGUCUUCACCAUUGAUUUCCUGCAAACAUGACAGAAAUCACAGAGUACCACCAGAUAAAAAGGAAGACCAUGAGCAGCAGUGUUAUUUGAGAAGCCUGGGGUACUCCAAAGAAGACUGGUUACUGCCUGAACCACUUGAUGCUAAUGCCAGCACUUUGGUUACACUAAGUAAAAAUGAUGUACAAAAUAUUAUUGAAUAUGCAGCAAAAGUUGAUCCAACAUUCAAAAAAGGCAGGGGCAGUACAGACACCCGUGUGCCGCUGUCAUUGGAGCGCUUGCAGCACACCUACAGCGCAGACGAGCGCCGCGCCUUCCACGAUGCUGUGGUCAGCGCUGCACCCUCCUGCCAUGACCUCAGCGAGCUGGCAUUGCCUAGUGGAGACGGCGAAACUCAAACCACCAAGCCUAAGUCUCGUGCCGAGAUUAUAGCUGAGCUGCGUGAUAUGAAGCGAAGAAGAGCUAAGUACCGCGGGGCGGUCAAAACGCGUAACUACUCCGAUGAACUGCGCAGCGUCAUUGCCACACAGAUGGAACACUAUACAGAAGCACUCGGUGCUAGCACCAAAAACAAACCUGACAUAGACAGGCCAAAAUAUUUUACACACAUACAAGUAAAGAAAGAACCUUUGGACUCAGACCGAGCAUAUGACAGGGAAAAGGUAAUAAGAAGGAAUUCUUCCAGAGACUAUGAUUGCCAACGAGACAAAUUCAGAGACCAGAGAGAUAAAUCCAAAGAUAAUCAUCGUAGAGACAAAUAUAAAGACGAAACUCGUUAUAAAGAGAAUUACAGACAAGAACGACGUUUGGACAGAAGAGACAAGUAUGCAGAAAGGGAAAAAUAUGACGAUUACAAGAGAGACAGAGAUGAUAGGAGGCACAAAGAUGACAGAGAUAGGUAUUCAAGCUCUUCUAAAGACAGAAACAGAGAUAGAAUGAGCGAUAAAUAUAACGAUCCAAAAAGAAAUCACAAAGAUUACAAGUCAUCUAAGAAUAGUGAACGAAAAUAUAAAGAUGAAUACGAUUCAGAGGAAAAAUAUAAAGAAGAUAAACAUAAGCGAUAUUACGAUUAUAAGGAGUUUAAUUUGGCCAAUAAACGUAUAAAGCAAGAAAAAGACUGAAUAAAUUGUUAUGUUAAA